Ostrinia furnacalis (Asian corn borer) is the source of this 4165-nucleotide messenger RNA. It is a transcript of the gene swm, whose product is annotated as Zinc finger protein swm. Lineage: Eukaryota; Metazoa; Arthropoda; Insecta; Lepidoptera; Crambidae. Gene Ontology annotation, cellular component: nucleus. Gene Ontology annotation, molecular function: RNA binding; metal ion binding. The transcript is spliced from 25 exons. The record is from RefSeq and is a predicted model, not a curated record. The coding region runs from base 177 to 2885 and encodes 902 amino acids.
CUGGCUGACAUUGCGACUGAAGAAUUUAAAAAGUGAAUGAAAGUGAUACGUGAGUGCAAAACGUAAUUUCCAGUGAAUUCGUUUUAUCCAUACGAUAGUAUUAAAAUUUAACAUUACAGAAAACUCUUUUGUGAAUGGAUUGUGGUUUGUGACACCCUAAAAAGCCAGUGAACGCGAUGAUUAUUGAAAAUCCAGACGCUUUCAAAAGCUGGUUGACGUCCAUAUUGGAACCUCUAUGCGAUGCUGACCCGGCCGCGCUCGCCAAAUACGUUUACGCUCUGGUCAAGAAGGACAAGCCUCUCGAGGAGCUGCGAGAUGGCAUGGUCGACCAGCUUGACGUGUUUCUGCAACAUGAAACCAAACCGUUCGUGGACAUGCUGUUCAAAUCUCUGGAGACGCACGAGUACCUCUUGCCGACCGAGAAGCGGCCGUCGCCGCCGCCCGCGCCAGCGCCCGAGCCAGCUGCGGAGCCCGAGCACAACACGGCCGAGGUGCCUCUACCGCCGGCCGUGACGACCAACGGGGCGGAGUCCCCUCUCGCCGCCGCGCCCGCGCCGGCCGCGGAGCCCCGGCCUCCGAGACACCGCGUGGUGGUCUCGCGGACCGCGGCGAAGCCCGCCCCAGCGCCGGCGGUGCCUAGGGCGCCGCCCACGGAACAGACUCUUGUCAAGGUUUUGCCCCUGACAGAAUUACUGGAAGAACCAGUGGACCACGCGCCAAGGAGACGAGACCGGAGGGCCGACUCGUUGCGCGACAAAGAGGAGCGUCGCCGUCGCCGGUCGCGCUCGUGGGAGCGCCGCGCGCGCGCCAGAAGACAUCCCCGGGACAUUCACAAUGACGACAGAAGACGGCCGGUGUCCCGAUCACCUUCUCCGCGAGGUCGCUACCGAAACCGAAGCCCGCCGCCUUCGAUUCUCGACAGGGUCGGCAGCCGGUCCAGAUCAAGGUCACCAGUACCAGUGCGGGAAAGAGACCACGAGAGAGAGCGGGAAAGACUGCGCGUCCCACGCGAGUUGGAGCGGGACAGGAUAUCGCGCGACAGGGAGCAUAGGGACAGGCUGUCCCGCUCUAGAGACAGGGACAGGUCACGGGACAGAUCGCGCGACCGCUCCGUGUCCCCGCGGGACGCGCGGGACAGACUGGACCACAAUGACCUGUACAAACGACGAUGCAAAGAUUUUGACGAAAAGGGUUACUGCAUGCGAGGCGAUCUGUGUCAGUGGGACCACGGCGCCGACCCUCUAGUAUUAGAAGACGCGGCCCUCACGCGAGUGCUCACUGUACCGCCUUCUGUGCCUGAAUACAACCCGCUGACGCCGGACAUCUGGAUGGGCGGCGGCUUCGCGCCCUACCCGCACCACCCGCCGCACCCGCCGCACCCGCCCCGCGAGCUCAUACCCAUACCCAGUUUCGCGCCUAGGCUGCGUCACGAGGCGCCGCCGCGACACCCGCCUCCUCACAAGAAGCAGUUCGACUACAACCGGCUGGGAGCGCCCCGACCGCCCUUACCCGCGAACGCAGCCAACUGUUCCCUUGAAGUGAAGAAGGUGCCGCGGGGUCUCAACGAGAUAACGCAUCUUAACAACCACUUCUGCAAGUUUGGCAAGAUCGUUAACAUACAGGUGUGCUUCGAAGGUGACCCUGAGGCGGCUCUCAUUACGUUCUCCACUCCUACAGAAGCCAACGUCGCUUUCAAGAGUACCGAGGCGGUUCUCAACAACCGAUUCAUCAAGGUCUUCUGGCAUAAGCCUGAGAAUAAGCAAGAAAACACAGCACCAGUGGGUCAACAGGCAGCCAAGCCUGCGGAACGUCAGAACAAUCAGCACCCGAUGUCGCACAACAAGGUGUUGAUCAACCGCGACAACAUUAAAGCGACGGCUGACAUCAAACAGGCGAAUGCUGAGAAGCAAGCAAAAGAAGCCACCAACGGCACAACAGAACCGAAGAAAGAGGUGGUGAUGAAGCCAGUUGACAAGAGCAAACAGGUGAUGGAGAUGAUGAAGCGCGCCCAGGCGCUGCUUGAGAAGCAAUUGCAGCAACAGCUGUUGUUGAUCGAGAAACUCGAGUCGGGCAACAUCAGCGAUUCCCAGAAGGCUGCACUAAUGGAGGCGAUCAACUCCGCCCAAGAGGGCAUCGAGAAGCUCAGAAACGAACUGUUUGCGUACAACGGAACCCUCAGACAGAUGCAGGCGGAUACAGUCGCCCGGUCGAUGUCGCGUCUACAGCUACAGGCAAACGCCAAGAAACCUAAGACAAGGCAGGAAGCGGAGAAAGAGAUUUUGGACGCCGAAUUGGACAUGUUUACUAAGCAACAGGAGGGGCAAGAUGUGACAGAGCUGGCCAAGAAAGUUGCGGACUUGAGGCGGCAGAUGGCGAUACAGUUUCCCCCGCAUCCUGGGAUGAGGAGACCACAUUCCAGGGGCGGGCGAUUCAACACUGCUUCCCGUUUCGUGCGCGGCGCAGGCAAGGCUUUCAGCGCUAACCAAUCUGUGGACCACAGACCAAGAGCGCUGCUGAUAUCCGGAUUUGAAGCAGACGAGCAGAGCGCAGUUAUACAGCACUUUAUGCAAUACGGCGAGGUAGUCAGCAAAGAAGUGAAUCUAGCGGUUCCCGAGCUGGUCAUACAGUAUAAAGCGAGAGCACACGCCGAGCUCGCAGCCGCCGCUGGCAAACAUUACAACGACCGGACGCUGUCGAUAACGUGGGUGGCCAACACGAAGGCGUAUCUUGGCGGCAUGGCGGAGACCAGACCUGCGGUUAACGGAGAGGCCAGCGAGGAGAAUAAGGAGCCCGAGACAUCUCAAGAAAUAACCGAGGACACGUUACUGCGGUUCGACGAGGAGGAAGAGGACGAUGCGGAAGAAGAUAGAUCCUGGAGACGUUGACGACCCGCGGGACGCUAGCUGCGACACGACCCCGAAACGACCUCGAAACGAUCUCGAAGCGAUCUCGAAACGAUGUCGGAACGAUCUCGAAGCGAUGUCGGAACGAUCUCGAAACGAUGUCGGAACGAUCUCGAAACGAUGUCGGAACGAUCUCGAAACGAUGUCGGAACGAUCUCGAAGCGAUGUCGGAACGAUCUCGAAGCGAUAUCGAAACGAUAUUGCAGCGAUGUCGUUGCGAGAUUGUAACGAUAGUCGAUAUCGGUCGCUGUAGGAUUGUUAGUGUAGUGUCGGUCGUGUAUAAGGCUAGCGAUUGUUAGAUAUAAAAGGGCUGAAGUGAAAUGUGAAUGUUUUUAGUGUAUUUUACAGCGUUAUAAAUUAAAACAAUGUUGCCUUGCUUGCUAGUUCAUAAACAUAUUAAUAUACAAAAAAAAACUAUUAGACUUGACCUUUCUGAAAAACUGUUUAUUUCUUACUAAAAUCAUAAUAUUUCAUUUCAUUAUAACUUUAUUUAAUGGUUUCCGUUCGUUAAUAUACGAAAAUAUUUCAUAAUCUCACUUCAGUACUUCGAAUAUAAAAAAUAUGAUGUCAAUCGAGAAUUUGUAUCUGUACUAAAAAUGCCAAUAUUCGUGUAUCGUUUUUAAUAUUAUUUAAAGAAAAUUAUAAUAAGGAAAUAAUAUUUAAUAAUUUAUCGAAAAUAUGGUUUUCACUAAAAAAAAUCGAUUGCCUCAGUUGAGACUCGAACGCACGUACUUUCGCUUGCGGCCUACUCUAACCACUAAGCUAUGGUGACCAUAAUUAUAAUCAUAUCCUAAAAAUAAGUUAUUAUAAGAAUAAUAAUAAUAGAUAUUAUUUCUCGAUUGGUAUUUUAUUAUUUUAAACAAACUUAUUGUUCAAACUUGUUACAUUAUUGGAGAAAUAUAGUGAAAGAGCUUUAGAUUUAGGUAUUCGUACGCCACAGAGUUGCGACACGACUAAUUUAUCACCAAAGUUAAGAAAAGUUUGAAAAACUUGCAUAUUUUGCGCAAUAAAAAAGUCGUCGGUCGCAACUCUAGCGUGCACAACCAAACGCAUUCUUCGCUUAUGAGAUUUACAUAUAAAAAUCGGCAAUAAUAUACAAUUCGGUAGUCGGUACAACAUAGAUGCGUUUAGUCGCAGUAUAGAAAUAGUUGUGAAUUUAAGAAAGGAGUCGUACGAUUUAGGAAUUUAAUUUGAUUCUACGAUCAUUGACAAGUUUUUUAAAUUGAAUUUAUUACGAUGUCUAUAAUAUACUGGGUAUUUUU